AUGCCAGAGCUGGCAGAGCUGAGCAGCCCCCGCAUCCCUAUGGAUGUGGACCACAUCCAGAGGAACAUCUUGGAGGAGCAUGUGGAGCUUUGGUGGUUCCAGGACCCCAAGAAGUCCAUCCUGUGCUAUGGAAUGGCUGUGGUGCUAAUCAUGGCCUGCGGGGUCGGGGGCAUCAUCCUGCUGUAUAGCACUAGGAGGCGGGCUGGGGGGUGGCGGCUGGCCGUGGGCACCACGCUCUGCCUCCUGGCCCUGCUCGUGCUGCUGAAGCAGCUGCUGAGCUCUGCAAUCCAGGACAUGAACUGCAUCCGCAGCCGGGAUCAGAUUGAGCUCCUGAAGAGUGGGGGCUUCUCAGACUGUCUGGUGCUGCUGCUGAGCGCCCUGGUGCUGGUGGUCUGUGGGGUCAUUCUCACUGUCCUCUCCACUACGACCAUGCAGCUCAGCCCUGCACAGCCACUGGCCAGCAUGUUCACCAGUGGGGUUGUCCUCCUGACUGCUGGCAGUGCUAUCCUCCUCUGCCUGCUGCUCUAUCUGCUCUGCACCUCCUGCCAUCAGGCUGCUUCUCGGAGCCUGGAGACUGGAGAGAUCCGUGUCUUCACCAUCUCCGGACACCUCGCUGCAAACAGGCGGCUUCCUCCCACCUCUAGCAUGGCCAACCUGAUCUGA
Molecule: messenger RNA, 663 nt
Organism: Leptosomus discolor (cuckoo roller)
Lineage: Eukaryota; Metazoa; Chordata; Aves; Leptosomiformes; Leptosomidae
Gene: TMEM125
Product: transmembrane protein 125
Source: RefSeq, a predicted model, not a curated record